ACGGUAACUUUCUUCGUGCGCAGCCAAUGUCUGAGGAGGCUCUGGCUAACUCUGGUGGUGUCCGGUCGAAUAGUUUAUCGAAUUUUUGAACUCGUAGAUUGUUUUGGUCAGUCAAACUUUAUUACAGCGAACGUGUUUAAUUUCGGGCAGUUUCGAUUGGUGUCUUAUCGUUGAGUUGUUUAAGAUUUUUAAUUUGAUUUAUUGUUUUGAUCUGUGAGCAAUGAAUUAUUGUUAUGAAUAAUUGUUUAUAAAGAAAUCGGUGUACUUCCAACGAUUUUGGAAGAUUUUCGUGCAGUUUUGUAACAUUGUGUAUUUUAAGAGUUAUUUUAAGAAAUCUUUCAACAAAAAUACCAUUUUCUGUGUGAUAAGUGAUAAGCCCGGUACAUUUUAGUCGUUGGUAACGGGGAGGCCACCUGCCUUCGUGCAAAUAUUAAUUCUCUGCACCUGCACCGAUUCCGAACGAUAUCAAAUCAGUAUUAUUAAAGUAAGUGUCAGAAAAAAAACGAAAGAACUGUCAGUGUGAUUAGUGCACUGUGGCCUGUUGUCAAUAUGAUGGACGUUGGAAUGUACGGAAAUCAUUCAAAUAGUUAUCAUGCCGUUGGUGGCGGUGGCGAAAUGGGAUCCAAUGGAUACACGUAUUCCUUUCCAUCGGCAGCGGCCGCAACCAGUCAUCCAUAUCACGGUCAUCAUCACGGCUAUGGACAGGCGCUUGAUUCGAGCAAUAUUUAUCAGCUAACUCCACCACACGGCAACAACCAGCAGCAGCAUGCACAAGCUACCGCUAAUCCCGUCUACUCGCACCCGCACUUGUAUAGUCCCUCAGCGGCGGAAUACGGAAUUUCGACAACGCCGCAGCACCCAUCGAGCAAUUCACCCACCGACUCGUACUACGAGAGCGACAGCGUGCACUCGUUUUACGGGACUGCACCAGCUGCUGCAGUCGGCAAUCCGUCAUCGAGUAACGUCCAAGACGCAUCGAUCAUCAGCUCGGAGAACGGUUUGAGCUAUACGAACCUGGAUUGCUUGUAUAACCAGAGUCCGCACCAUCAUCCGCAGCAUAAUGGAGCGGCUGCCGGCUACGGAAUGCAUCACAGCGGAGACGAUGUCAAACUUUCUAUGCAUUCCUCGUACGGGUUGAGUGAGGACUCGCUGAUGCAACAGUCGGUAGCGGUGGCGGGACAACAGCAGAAUACACAUGGAAGUAUGAUGGGCUCCAAUGCGUGGCAUCACCAUUCGCAGCAUUUGCAACACCCGCCGGCACAUCAUUCGAGCACUAAUGCGUCGGCAGCGGCGGCAGCAAUGGCUGCGGGCUAUCCAAGUGGGACAGGCAUUGAGGGAUCUAUGGUAUUGGACUCGUUAGCGGGUAUGUCUACUAGCCGGGUUGGACAAAUGGCCAGCAGUGGAGGAGGAGGAAUGGGAAGUUCAUCAAGCAAUAGUUCGCGAAGUCAGCAUGUUGUAUCGCCCGGCGGAACAACACACACGCUGACGGCGCAACAACAAACUUCGCCAAAUGGACUGCCAACCUACAAGUGGAUGCAGUUAAAACGGAAUGUGCCAAAACCUCAAGUACCAAAACUACCUGCCACCAUACACGAGUACCAAAUGAAUACUCAACAGUUAGAAAUAUGCCGUUCUGGAAUGGGUCCUGGUGUGACAAACAAUCCCCUGCUGUUAAUGGGCAAUGGUUCUUUGAAUAAUAACAGCAACAAUUCAGGCAGGACGAACUUCACCAAUAAACAAUUGACGGAAUUAGAAAAGGAAUUCCAUUUCAAUCGUUACCUGACUCGAGCGCGUCGCAUUGAAAUCGCCAAUACCUUGCAACUAAAUGAAACUCAGGUGAAAAUAUGGUUUCAAAAUCGACGAAUGAAACAAAAGAAACGAGUGAAAGAAGGCUUAAUCCCAGCCGAUGUUCUCAAUCAGCAACAACAGCAAUCAACUUCCGGUCAAAGCAAUAACAGCAACAAUAACAACGCGAACACUAACAGCGGAAGCAACAACAACAGAAGUUUGUCGCCAAAUGUAGGUUGCAUACCCCAGGCAGCGAAUACACACACCAAUACGUUGGAGUGUCCUCUACCAGGAAGUAGCGAAAAUAGUAGAGAAUCUAAUUAGGAUUGUGUCUCGGAAGAGAAAAGUGCUAUGCGUGUAGCAAAGACACAAC
This is a messenger RNA of Eupeodes corollae, 2161 nucleotides long. Its product is annotated as homeotic protein labial. The transcript has 3 exons. Lineage: Eukaryota; Metazoa; Arthropoda; Insecta; Diptera; Syrphidae. The record is from RefSeq and is a predicted model, not a curated record. Gene Ontology annotation, cellular component: nucleus. Gene Ontology annotation, biological process: regulation of transcription by RNA polymerase II. Gene Ontology annotation, molecular function: RNA polymerase II cis-regulatory region sequence-specific DNA binding; DNA-binding transcription factor activity, RNA polymerase II-specific. The coding region runs from base 550 to 2112 and encodes 520 amino acids.